Messenger RNA from Manduca sexta (tobacco hornworm), 1518 nucleotides. RefSeq names its product proteoglycan 4-like. NCBI's taxonomy places the organism in Eukaryota, Metazoa, Arthropoda, Insecta, Lepidoptera, Sphingidae. The record is from RefSeq and is a predicted model, not a curated record. The transcript is spliced from 4 exons. Bases 1 to 1518 code for a protein of 505 amino acids.
AUGGACUCAAUUUUUAAAACACCCAAAAUAUUAUUGACGAGAUUGCCUACUCCGGUUCCGGCCGGGGAGGCGGAGGUCGGCGGGUGCAAACCCAACGACGGAGAUGUUGUGCAGGAGAUUCCGGGCGAGAAGCCCAUGGAGGGAGUGGCCCGAUCAUCUGUGGCCACAGAAGUCGAUAGCGACUCGACGACACCGACGAGCCGGUGCCCAAGGCGCAGACCACCGACGGCCGAGGGAGAGGACGUCCUCCCUCCGUCGGAAAAUACGUCGGCCUCAGACAGGCGCAGCGCGAGCGUGACAGGCUCAAGCGCGAGGAAGCACGCCAAAAAGGCCGAAGAGGCCCUGGAGGACCGACUUAAAUUCGUCAAGUCGCCGGUGCCUCCGCGGGUAGAUACGGACGAAGACCAGCCCGUCACGAAGGAGGACCUAGAGAAGUGCGGGCAUGUGGUGCGCGCCAUUGUCCGCAAGUCGGGCAACCUUAAGGGGACGUCCCAAAAAGCGUUGAACUGGGUGACUAAUAAAAUCACCCGGUAUAUCACGCAGCCGGAAUCAGAGGUCGUUGCCCGUCUGGAGUGUGAGGUGAAAAAGUCGCGCGAACACAGUGCCCGCCUCGAGGCGAGCAUGAAGCUCAUUCAAGAGGAGAAUACAGCCCUCCGCCGCCGGCUCGAGGAACUCGAAGCGUCUGCGAGCAAAACGUCAGCAGAAGAAAUGUGGGCUAUGGUAGAAGCGAGGGUCCAGGCCAGAGUGGAGUCAGCCCUGAUGGGACCAGCCCAGAGGCCCGCUCUGGCCCACGAAACAAGGACGUCAACUGGGGAUACACAACUCCCCGUGUCGGGAGGAAUUGUAGGAGGCCCUCCCCAGCCCAAGACCAAGAGGGAGAAAGGAAAAGGGACGGGAAAGAAAACAGUCCCCGUUCCCCCAAUCCCCACUCCAGUAGCAGGACCCUCCAGCGCCCCGCCACAAACAGUCGCAGGUCCCUCCGCGGCCACAGCGAAUGAAGCGGCAUCAAGGACGAAGAGGAGCCCUGAAAACAGGAAGAAGGAGGCGACGGCGCCAGGGAAAAAGGCGGCGCUCAACCCCAAACCCCCUCCAAAGGAAAAGAGGAAGAAGCCGGCCCCACAAGCGCAACCUGCAUCGGAGCCCCGCCCUCUGCCGCCGGCCCCCGCAUCGAUGGAGACGCCGUGGGUAGAAGUGGUGGGCCGAAACAAGAAGAAGAGGAAGCCCGCUGCAGCGGUGAACACCCAGCCGCGACAGCCGGCGCGCCGGGCUGAGCCAAAGCUGAGGGAGUGCCUCGGGUCGGAGGAUGUGAAAGUAUCCCGACCCACAAAGACUGUAGAACUGCGGCUGACGGAGCUGGACUACACGGCCACUCCGGAGUCAGUCGCAGCGGCCCUCUCAAAGGCCGUUCCGGCUGGAGGCGGAGGUCGGCAGGUGCAAGCCAAUGACGUAGACGAGGUGCGGGAGAGUGCGGCUGAAAGGCCCAUGGAGGUAGCGGCCGAGUUCACAAGGCCUUUCUGA